GCAACAGUUGUCGAUUAACCUGCCAUGAACCAGUUAACCUUUGUCAUUUGCCUUUUGCUCUGCUCGGCGGCUCAGGCUGCCUUCCAGGACUUUGUGAUAGGACCUGAGUCGUAUGAAGGUGAAAACGAGAUGGUUUCAGCCGGGCAUGAAUUAGAUGACGAGGUUAUGAGUGAGGAGAUCAUGGUUUCCCUCCAAGAUGUGCAGCAGGAUGGAGUUGUGGACACCAAUCUGCUGAUGAAAGCUCUAAUGCAACAUGCCAAACGUUUGGGCAUGAGUUUGGAUGAAUUGGCAAAUGUAAACAUUGAAGCCGAGGAAGAUGAAUCUAUGAACCAACUGGGCUGUUCAUCUGGCCAAGAAGUAAUGGGGUACGAAGAGAAACCCACCUGGCGGGAUCUGAUUUUUGGAUAA
This is a messenger RNA of Drosophila ficusphila, 408 nucleotides long. RefSeq lists its product as uncharacterized. The record is from RefSeq and is a predicted model, not a curated record. The transcript has 3 exons. Lineage: Eukaryota; Metazoa; Arthropoda; Insecta; Diptera; Drosophilidae. Bases 25 to 408 code for a protein of 127 amino acids.